AUGUUUUCAAAGAAGUUUUGUCUACUAGCAAAGGGUCAAUAUACUCUUCUCCGUACUCCAAACAUAAUGAUCCCUCUCUUUCCCUUUGAAAUAUUGACCAAGAUUGGAAGACUUCUCUCAAAGCAAGACCAAGCAGAAUGUACACAUGUCUGCAGAGCAUGGAAAAUCCCCUUCCAAGAAUCCAUGUGGAAUACAAUCGAAAUACUAAGUGACGCAAAGUUGGAUCAGAUAUGCAGCUCGACAACCAACGGAAUGCCUUAUCAUAAGAAUGGCCAUCUUGUCCGAACCUUGUUUCUGGAAAAAUGGCUCAAGGCAGAAGAUCGUCAACUCUUUACGGUCCAAAAGCGUUUCCAAAAGAUAAAUCGCCUUUACAUCCGAGAAAAAAGCGUCAUAAACAGAGACUUUAACAAUAUGGCAGACUGGAGUCGGUGGAAGUCAUUGACGCACAUGGAAAUAUGCAUUUCCGGACUGUACUUGGAAAAUGAAUCGAGAGAUUUUCUCAAGAUCCUCGAAUGUCUGCCGAAUCUUAGAUGGCUAGAGUGUCCUCAAAGAUAUGGUUACGCGUGGCCCUAUACGUUAGAAGAGUUUGACACGAUCCAUUCUUGUAUACCAAAAAUUGAAUACCUCUCAUUAGUCCUUGAUCUUGCACCAAUUACCGAAAAACACAAGACAAUCAUUGCAGAAACACAACCCACGAGCUACCUGAAAGUAAUAAAACUUCGGAUGAACAAGGUAGACCUUCGAUGGCUGCGUUAUUUUGCUCACAAAUAUCCAAAUGCACACACUAUCGAGUGGCAUUCAGAUAUUCGGUCGGAUACAAGCAACGCAUUUCGAGAAGAGGCAAUCUCGAUGUUUUCUACACUCUCCUGCGCGUUUCAGCAUUUGGAGAAUAUUCUGAUAGACGGAACAUCUGGACGAGAGUGGUGGUAUAUCACAUUUUUGGAUCUCUUAUGCCAUUUUAAAACCACGAAAGCAAAACGCAUUGAAUAUCGUAUGCGCUAUGGACACAGCAACUUAGACCUCGAGAAAAGAAUCAUACAUCAAUGCGCACAAACUUGUCCCACAGUCAUGUCACUUAAUUUUAUUUCAAGUGAUCUCGAUUUACCUGAUCCAACUAUGAUCCCAGUAACAAUCGAUUUCUGCCCUAGUAUUCUAGACUUGCGUAUAGAUGCCCUCUCUCUUCCUAUUGCAGUUGACAUUCUCUUGGACAAAUGCCCGUCUUUGAAAAGGCUAAGAUUAGCUGUAAAAUCUCUCAGUAUUAGCAAAGAAGCUACUGGAACUCAUGGAUUGCGGCUGAUAGAAUUUGUGGGAUCAAAGAUAUGUACCAAUGUAUUUUCAUACCUGUCUUUUCGUUGCAGAUGUCUAAACUAUCUGCGGCUGACAAAAAUGGAGGUAGUUGGACCAAUGUUUCAGGGAGGAUGUGUGUGUCUUGACAUGUCCUAUACACAUCUAGAGUAUCUGCAGCUUACUUGCGUGACCGUUUCGGCAUCAGAUGGCGACGAUUUCAAUGUUUCUACUGUGAUUAAUCUGAUUGCUCUCGAUCAGCUUAAUAGGGUUCCACAACAGGAUAGUGUCAUAAAGGCAGCAUUAGCUACUAAAGAUAUUUAUCCCGUCUUUUCCAAACUGCUCCCAUGGGCUCACAUGUAUUGUAUCUGGGACGGAGGUUAUGAGAUGAUUAAAUUGAGAAAAUUGGUAUCCGAGGAAGCUGCAUAUGUCCAAAGCUACUACCAGUCGUUCGAACAAAACAAGGAAACCUAUGGUAGCGCUCAUUCAUUUAAAAGACGGCGGUCUUAUCUUGGCCAGUUGGACCAAGAGCAUUGGAAAGAAGAUCUUGACCGAGGAUUUGUUUUAUUUCGAUGUGGAUCCGUGAGAAAUUAUUUUAUUGAUACUCUUGGGUACUACGAUGAUGAAUUUUGGGAGAAGCUUCAAACCAAGUUUAUGUAA
Phycomyces blakesleeanus NRRL 1555(-) is the source of this 1944-nucleotide messenger RNA. RefSeq lists its product as hypothetical. Lineage: Eukaryota; Fungi; Mucoromycota; Mucoromycetes; Mucorales; Phycomycetaceae. The transcript has 2 exons. The record is from RefSeq and is a predicted model, not a curated record. Bases 1 to 1944 code for a protein of 647 amino acids.